AUGCGUUUCACUAGCGCGAUCCUUGCCCUGGUGGUCAGCGGCCCCAUGGUGGCAAUGGCUGCACCCACUGCAUUCACAGAAUCCCGUCGCGACCUACACGCUGGAACUGCCGAGACCGUCGGCCCUGAGCCAGAAACCAUGCGCCGUGGCAUUCAGAAAUUGAACGCUGGAACUGCAGAGACCGUCGGCCCUGAGCCAGAAACCAUGCGCCAUGGCACGCAGGGACUCCACGCUGGAACUGCCGAGACCGUCGGCCCUGAGCCGGAGAGCAUCAACGAGCUCCCAGUGCGCCGUAACUGA
This is a messenger RNA of Arthroderma uncinatum, 300 nucleotides long. RefSeq lists its product as uncharacterized. NCBI's taxonomy places the organism in Eukaryota, Fungi, Ascomycota, Eurotiomycetes, Onygenales, Arthrodermataceae. The coding region runs from base 1 to 300 and encodes 99 amino acids. The record is from RefSeq and is a predicted model, not a curated record. The transcript is spliced from 2 exons.